UCUGCUGAACGAUGGGAGACAUGAAUGGCGAAAAUGGUGAAGAUAAAGGAUCAAAUCGCAAAGAUAACGGCAAGGAUCGUGAUGUUUGCCGUGAUUAUUUGAACAAUAUUUGCAACAGAGGAAGCCGUUGCAAGUUUUACCAUCCAGAAGAACAUGAUAACAAGGCACAAAAUGCUGCUGAUGAACCUUAUCAGUUUUGUAUUGACUUUCAGAACCAAGGCUGCAGUCGCGAUAAUUGUCGCUAUGUUCAUGCGUUUCGCGAAGAUGUUGAGCGCUACAAGCGCACUGGCGAUGUGACGCUUGGUCUUGCGCGUGCUUUAGCUGCAUUGAUGCGUGGUGAUACAAUCAACUCAAUUCCCCUUUGCAAGGAAUUCCAAAAUGGGCAUUGCGCGCGAGGCCCCCAAUGCCGUUAUUGGCAUAUAAACAAAGAUGAAGAGCGACGCAAACGCUUUCAUGGACGACAUGUUGGCGCGGCUUCUCCAUUCGGCGCUUAUACUGGGCAUGCAGCAGGUUCUUUAUUGGAAUGAAAAUUUAUAUUUUGGGAUUAAUUUACGAUAUUUUUUUACCUAAACUUUCUUGAGAUAUUUUUCUAAGGUACACUAUAACUAAAGGAACCUCGCAAACUCACCAAAAAUUUCUUAAUUAUUUUUGCACAAUUGUUGUAGAGCAGGUUCGAUAACUUGUUGCCAAUUUUUGGUUUUUAGGCCUGACCCUCCUAAUUGAAAAGGGUACUUGUGGGUUAUCUCAUACCAGUUUUUGCGGACAAAUUAAUGCGGACAUUUUUGUAAAGAAUGGUCAGUCUUUCUUUCUUCCUCGGUUUCACUCAAUUUUCUCUGUGGCAAUAUUCAAUGAGUGAAACAACGAGGAAAAGAUUAAUUUUUCUUUCAA
Molecule: messenger RNA, 888 nt
Organism: Meloidogyne enterolobii
Lineage: Eukaryota; Metazoa; Nematoda; Chromadorea; Rhabditida; Meloidogynidae
Source: the annotation of a GenBank genome assembly